AUGGCUUCACAACCAAAAUCCCCAGAGGCAUGGUCUCCAACAAAGUACCUCGCCUUCAACAACGAGCGCAUGAAGCCGGUCCUUGACCUCCUCCACAACCUGUCCAAAUACGACAUGAACGGCAAGCGCAUCGUCGACAUGGGCUGCGGGCCCGGCAACUCGACUCAGGCCAUCUCCCUGACCUGGCCCGGCGCCGACGUCACGGGUGUCGACUCAUCAGAGCCCAUGCUCGAGCGCGCCCGCGCCGACGUCGCCAAGGCCGACGGCGGCAUGGCCUCGCACAAGAUCCAGUUCGAGCAAGGUGACCUCGCCACGUGGGUGCCAGGCGACGGCGAGUCCAACCCCGUCGACCUCUUCUUCUCCAACGCCGCCUUCCACUGGCUGCGCAGCCCGGAGCGCAUCCCCACCGUCGUCAAGCUGUUCCGCUCCCAGAGGCCCGGGGGCGUCUUCGCCUUCCAGAUGCCCGACAACUACGACGAGCCCUCGCACGCCCUCAUGCGCGAGGUCGCGCUGCUGCCGGGCCGGCCCUGGACGGACAUCUUUCUCGAGGUCGGAGUGGGGUACCACGGCGCGCUGCCCAAGAAGGUACGGGAUGCGGGCGUCAUGGCUUCGCGGCCGGAUCUCGACCCCAUCGAGCUCGCCGAGGAGUACUACGACGCCUUUAUGCCCUACGCGUCAGAGGUGGAGAUUUGGAAGACGACCUACUCGCAUGUGCUGCCCAGUGCGAAGCACAUUGUCGCCUGGGUCGAGAGCUCUGGGCUCAUGCCAUAUAUGGCUAUGCUCCCUACCGAUGCGAUGAAGGAUGAGUUCAAGGCGGAGUAUCUGGAACGUGUUGCGAGGGCAUAUCGUACAAUGUAUGACGGCAAGGUUAUUUUGAGGUAUCCAAGGCGUUUCCUUGUUGCAAAGCGAAAGUAG
Messenger RNA from Pyricularia grisea, 915 nucleotides. RefSeq lists its product as uncharacterized. The transcript has a single exon. The coding region runs from base 1 to 915 and encodes 304 amino acids. The record is from RefSeq and is a predicted model, not a curated record. Lineage: Eukaryota; Fungi; Ascomycota; Sordariomycetes; Magnaporthales; Pyriculariaceae. Gene Ontology annotation, molecular function: trans-aconitate 2-methyltransferase activity.